AUGACAACAAAACGUAAAAAUGUUGUAGUGACAAUGGAAAAGAAACUAGAAGCAUUAGGUAGAAUUGAUAAAGGUGAAUAUUUAAAAACAAUUGCAGCAUCAUAUGGUGUCGGUACAUUUUCAGUAUCGGAUUGGAAGAAAAAUAGAACUAAAAUCAAAGAAUUUUGUUUCAAAAUGAUAACAAAGGACAGUUUGGACAAUCGGUGCAAAGUUAAUAAAGCUAAAAAUGAGACCCUCGACGACGCUUUGUAUGUGUGGUUUUGUGCGGAACGCGAAUGUGGUUUACCAGUUUCCGGACCAAUUAUUCAAGAAUCAGCACUUAAGCUGAAUAAAAUCUUGCCUGAAUUUGGUGAACCAAAUUUCACUACGAGUCAAGGUUGGCUGGAUAGAUGGAAAAAACGUCAUGGAAUACGCCAACUAUCUAUAAAUAUACCAUGGGAGCAACCUCACAAGUCACAACAUGGACUAGGUGAAAACCUUCACUGA
Molecule: messenger RNA, 486 nt
Organism: Diabrotica virgifera virgifera (western corn rootworm)
Lineage: Eukaryota; Metazoa; Arthropoda; Insecta; Coleoptera; Chrysomelidae
Product: jerky protein homolog-like
Exons: 2
Coding region: 1-486 (161 amino acids)
Cellular component (GO): nucleus
Molecular function (GO): DNA binding
Source: RefSeq, a predicted model, not a curated record